AUGCUGAGUCAGUGGUGGCGCCCCCGCGCCGCCGCCCUGCGCCGCGACCGCGUUCGCCUCUCGCUCCUCGCCGCCUCUGCCCCGGCCGACCCGGGCGUCCUUCAGAGCGCCGAUAGCCGCCUGGCCUGGAGCCUGCGGGAGGAGCAGCGGCGCCUGCUGCCGGUGCUGGUGCUGCUCUCCACCGAGCCGCUGCUCCUGCAGCCAGACCAGCUGGUGCGGCUGCUGGUGUCGUCCUGGCCUUACAUGCCGAGCCUGGGGCAGACGCUGGCGGCGCUGGACCGGCGGAGGGCGCAGCUGCAGCAUGGGGGCGACGCGGCGGCGGCGGCGACGGCGGCGGCGGCGGCGGCGGCGCAGGCAGCAGGGCAGACGGCGGCCGCGGCUGCGGCCGCGCAAUAG
Molecule: messenger RNA, 396 nt
Organism: Monoraphidium neglectum
Lineage: Eukaryota; Viridiplantae; Chlorophyta; Chlorophyceae; Sphaeropleales; Selenastraceae
Exons: 1
Coding region: 1-396 (131 amino acids)
Source: RefSeq, a predicted model, not a curated record